This is a messenger RNA of Oenanthe melanoleuca, 1421 nucleotides long. It is a transcript of the gene MSRB1, whose product is annotated as methionine sulfoxide reductase B1. The record is from RefSeq and is a predicted model, not a curated record. Gene Ontology annotation, molecular function: peptide-methionine (R)-S-oxide reductase activity. The transcript is spliced from 4 exons. NCBI's taxonomy places the organism in Eukaryota, Metazoa, Chordata, Aves, Passeriformes, Muscicapidae.
GAGGGACACGGGGCUGGCCCGGUGCAUGGGCGUGUCGGGGGGCGCGGCCGGGCCAGCGGAACGGGCCGGGGCAGCGGGCGCAGCCAUGUCCUUCUGCUCCUUCCUGGGGGGAGAGGUGUUCAAGGACCACUUCCAGCCGGGUAUUUACGUGUGUGCCAAGUGUGGCCAUGAGCUGUUCUCCAGCCGGGCCAAGUACGAGCACUCGUCGCCGUGGCCCGCGUUCACCGAGACCGUGCGUGGGGACAGCGUGGCCAAGCGCGAGGAGCGCCCCGGGGCCUUAAAGGUGACGUGUGGCAAGUGUGGCAACGGGCUGGGCCACGAGUUCCUCAACGAUGGGCCCAAGAGGGGCCAGUCCCGCUUCUGAAUAUUCAGCAGCUCGCUGAAAUUCGUCCCGAAAGGUAAAGCUGACAACGACCUGAAGGAGAAGUAAGCGAGCUGCUGCUCUGGCACUGCCCUGGGCUGACCCUGCCUUCACUGCUGCCUUCACACAGCAGGAGAACCCCAGGGAAGCCCCUGGUUCAAGUUUUCCCCUGAUUUCCUGGUCACGGUUUCCCCUUGAUUUCCCUGCCAAGCUUUCAUUCCCUGAUUUCCCUGCCAUGGUUGCCCCUGUUUUCCCUGGUCCAGCUCCUCCUUGGGGUUGUUCCAGCUCCAUCCAAGGUGCUGUGCCUGUGCUGAGCCCUGGGGAGGGUUUGCUGCUGCCUUCAGCUGAGGCAGGACAGUGUCCAGAUCCCAGGCAGGACUGAUGCAAUCCAGGCUCUGCUGGCACUUCCAGAGUAACUCAGGAUUAGCUGAGGUCAGGGGCUGGGUUAAUCCCUGAGCUAUUCUGGGCUGGGAUCAUGGUAUGAACUGCCCUAUAUAAACCCUUCAGGGUGCUGGGGUGAGGAUGUUUUAUGGUCCCACUGGGCAGCAUCCAGGUGUUCCCCCUGUGCCCACCUUGCACACGGCAGGGACGGUUCCACAUCGGCUCUGCCCUGGCCUUACACCUGAUUGAGCACUGUGCAAUAAACCCCAGGGGCACUCAGGUUCCUGCUGGCUGUGCCCUGGUGGGAGGGAGGCUGGAUUGAGCCCAGGGCUGGGCUUGGCACUGCUCAGGCUCCAGGAAUCGUGUCAGCGCUGCCCCAGCGCUCCCAAGGGCUGCCACUGGGAUUUCCUCAAUUCAACACCCAGUUCGUGGCCUUCCCUCCCUGUGCCAGGAGCCAGAUCCUACUCUGGAAUGGACACACAAGGAUCUCUAAAGAGGGGAAGGGCUGUUGCUGACCCCUGGGGUCUGGGGACACAUUUGGGGCUUUUCUCUCCACAUGUUCUGCCUCAAGCCCACAGAUCCGAGGGCACCAGGGGAAGUUUGCACAUCAGCUCAUUCCCUGGAGCUCACUGCUGCUCUUGUACCUCUCCAUGCUGAAAUAAAGCACUGAUUCACUGUG